GCUGCGUCAAGGGGCGGCUCCGGGAUGCGGGGACUGCGGUAGAGCCGAUCCCGCCCCCGCCGCCCGCCGCCGAUCACCGCGCUCACCGCCGCCGCCGGCCUCCCGCGUCCCCCGCCGGGACGACCACCCAGAGCCACCGGAGACCCCCGACACCCGGCCCGAGGCACCGGUAACCCGCGGAUUCGCCCCGGGGCGCGCCAUGAAGUCUGCGGCCAGCUCGCGCGGGGGCGGUGGGGGAGGCCGCGGGGGCGGCGGCUGGGGCGGCUGGAGCGGAGGCCGAGGCGGCGGCGGCGGCGGUGGCGGAGGCGCGGGCAAAGGCGGCGGGGGCGACGGCGCCGGCGGCCCGGGGGGAAAGGGCGGCUUCGGGGCGCGGGCGCGCGGCUUCAGCGGGGGCGGCCGGGGCCGGGGGCGCGGCGGCGGGGACGGCAGGGAUCGCGGCGGCGGCGGGCAGCGGCGGGGCGGAGUGGCCAAGAGCAGGAGCCGCCGCAGGAAGGGCGCCAUGGUGGUGUCGGUGGAGCCGCACCGGCACGAGGGCGUCUUCAUCUACCGCGGGGCGGAGGACGCGCUGGUCACGCUGAACAUGGUGCCCGGCCUCUCGGUGUACGGCGAGAGGCGCGUCACGGUGACUGAGGGCGGCGUGAAGCAGGAGUACCGCACGUGGAACCCGUUCCGCUCCAAGCUGGCCGCGGCCAUCCUGGGCGGGGUGGACCAGAUCCACAUCAAGCCCAAGUCCAAGGUGCUGUACCUGGGCGCCGCGUCGGGCACCACGGUCUCCCACGUCUCUGACAUCAUCGGCCCGGACGGCCUGGUCUACGCCGUCGAGUUCUCCCACCGCGCCGGCCGCGACCUGGUCAACGUGGCCAAGAAGCGCACCAACAUCAUCCCGGUCCUGGAGGACGCGCGGCACCCGCUCAAGUACCGCAUGCUCAUCGGGAUGGUGGACGUGAUCUUCGCCGACGUGGCCCAGCCCGACCAGUCCCGCAUCGUGGCUCUGAACGCCCACACCUUCCUGCGCAACGGGGGCCACUUUCUCAUCUCCAUCAAGGCCAACUGCAUCGACUCCACUGCAUCCGCCGAGGCUGUGUUUGCUUCUGAGGUGAGGAAGUUGCAGCAGGAGAACUUGAAGCCUCAAGAGCAGCUGACCCUGGAGCCGUAUGAGAGGGACCACGCUGUGGUGGUCGGAGUCUACCGGCCUCUUCCCAAGAGCAGCAGCAAGUAGCACCCAGCUCAGGCCCGCCCGCCAUCUCCCCAAGCCGGUGUUGUGUUUGCUGUUAUUUUCUAUGUGUUUUCUUUGUGCGUGUUUUCUUUUGUUGUUUUUCUAUUAAACUGCGUAAAGAAACGG
This is a messenger RNA of Saimiri boliviensis boliviensis (Bolivian squirrel monkey), 1342 nucleotides long. RefSeq names its product fibrillarin like 1 (gene FBLL1). Gene Ontology annotation, biological process: rRNA methylation; box C/D sno(s)RNA 3'-end processing. Gene Ontology annotation, cellular component: Cajal body; box C/D methylation guide snoRNP complex; small-subunit processome. NCBI's taxonomy places the organism in Eukaryota, Metazoa, Chordata, Mammalia, Primates, Cebidae. Gene Ontology annotation, molecular function: histone H2AQ104 methyltransferase activity; rRNA methyltransferase activity; RNA binding. The record is from RefSeq and is a predicted model, not a curated record.